CAGUCGCCUAACUCUCUCGAUGUCGAAAAUCUUAACCACAUACUCAUCACUACAUUUAUAUCCACCCUUAAUGCACCUUUUGCUAAACCAAGGCCCCCCACGACUCUACUUUAUGGCUUAAGAAUACACCGGAUAUAUUUUGUAUAGCUAUAUUGCGCCGAACGUGCCGUCAUGUCCAACGACGCAAAACCUGUCGCCGAUACUGCGACACCCAUUCGUCAUGAAGACAUCAUCUUCUCCUCUCAGCAGACAUCCAUGUCUACGCUCCUAUCUGGACUUCGUCGCAAAACCCUCACGAUUCAUAACAGACUCAAGUCCAUCCAAGAAGACGCAGACUUUGUGAAAAGCGUGGCACAAUCAUACGGUGCCUCCAUUAAGAAUGGAGAGCCGAGAAAGCGACCACUUGUUGCCAACGAGAGAUGCGGCAGCUGGUACAUUCGACCUGCUUUGAAAGACGGCAGUGCCUACUUUAAAAGCACAGACGGCCAUGAGAGAGCUUGGAAGUUUAGUACCAGGAGACUAAACUUUCAUAUCGCCGAAAUGGCUGAUGCAAACGACGGAGUAAUCAUUGUUGACUCAACAAGACGAGGAAAACGUAUGCCUGACGCAUUAUCCACGACUAUACCCAUCUGGUGCGCCGUUGUCAACAGCGUAUUGCUUCCAGAUCAUACAUUAUCCAAAGAAUUAUUCCUACCGCCCUACAUGUCACAAUCUAUCCACGCUCAAAUAUCCGCUCUUAUUCCUUCAUUUGUCAGGUCGCUAUCUGAUCUUCAGAUUAGCUUACCCAUUGGCACACUGUCCAAACCGCUUCGGCCAUUCUGGGUCACGCAAGAUUCGCACUCGAAGAGUGACGAAUCCGACCACCAAGUUAUUUUUGAAGAUUAUACUCCUGUUAUAUGCUGCACGUCAAGCCGGCGGGUAGUCGGCAGCGAAAUGGAUGAGGGCGGAUACAUUCAAGGCGCCGGCGACGACACGGAGAACUGGGCCCAUGGAUUGGUACCCGUCGUCUUUUGGUCGAAUGUUGAAGCGUUACUCUCAGCCGCGGAAGCUGAUCUGCCAGAUACUAUUAGUAAACUAGUGGACGAGCACGAAGCUAACAGCCCGUCGUCUGCUGCAUUUGUGGCCCUAACGCCACAUCUCUCUGUCGGCACGCUCAGUCAAGUCUCAGAGACUGAUACUUCAGCAUGCUAUAUACUUCUCACCACUCAGACAUCACCAAAAGACACUUGGGUUAAAUCGGCUACUCGUAUGGAAGUUGGUGUUGGAAAACACAAAACGGCGAGCCGCAACAUUCGCCUAGCCCUAGGCGACAUUUGCAACUUUGCAGCCAAGUAUCUCCGGAGCAAUCCAAGCGGGCAAUGUGUUGUUUGCUGCGAGUCUGGUAAGGACCUGUCUAUCGCGACAAGUCUUGCUAUUUCAUGUUUUGUAUUUGACGACAAUGGCAACAUUCGAUCAGAUGCUGAAGCUCCAGUCUUCAAUAAGACACUGAUUAAAAGUCGGUUGGCAGGCUUCAUGACGACGUAUCCUGGUGCAAAUCCUAGUCGAACAACACUGCAAAGCGUAAAUAGCUUCCUCAUGGACUGGAGACCCUAGAGAAAUCUUGUAUAUAUAAUCUAUUGACAGAAUAAAAAUCUAUCUUUCCAUCGCUCAUUCAUCGCUCGUAUAUUUGUAUGCUAUAUAAAAAUGCGUCAUUGUAUUUUUUGGCCUUAAAUAGAGCCGGCUUCAAUCUUGGCCAGAAUUUCAGGGAACUCAAACCAGUUCUUCAUGAUGACAACAGCGCCAGCAUCGCUCAGAACCUUGGCCAUCUCGUCUUGCUUAUCGGUUUCAUAAGGGCCAACGUAGCCGACGACCUUGAUACCAGCACGCGUGCCGCUUAGAGUACCGCUCUUGCUGUCUUCAAUCGCUACGCUCUGCUCGGCAGCAGCACCAAGCUGCUUAAGAGCGUGCAAGUAAAUGGCAGGGUCAGGCUUGCUGGUAGGGGGAUCCAGGCUGGUCGCCGCAGAGAAGAUGACAUUGCUCUGGAAGUAUCUGUCCAUGCCGACCUUUUCAACGGAAGCCUUGAGCCGACGACCCGCCGACGACGACACGACAGCCAUGUUGUAUUUGCCCGAAGCAGCUAGCUUCUCGAGUUGCUCGUCGACGCCGACACAGGGGCGAAGCGAAGCCUUGAGCUUGGCAAUGACGGCGUCCUCCUCACGCGUCACAUAUGUCUCGAUGUCCGCGGGGGAGAGGUCAAUGUUGUAGCGAGAUUGCAGUGACAUGAGCAUGCCACGGAAGUUUUGCCCGACAAACUCCUGGAUCAGCGUCUCGCCGGUAAAUCGGACGUCGACAUUUCGAGCGGCGGCGAUUUCGUUGAUGAGGUCGGCACAGGCCUCAAAGGCAAGCUCCUCGGACAGGACAAGGGUGUUGUCGCAGUCGAAGAGAAGAGUCUUGAUCUGUUUGGGUUGAAGUUAGCAAUGUCAUAGACUGGAGUGGAUUUAGGUGCGAAUUGCGUACUUCGGGCAUUUUGAAGAUGUCUGGGGUUAUAGUGUUGAUGGUUUGAAGAAGUCAAGUUUGGCGGGGUGAUAGAGGGGCACGAUAAGGCGUUUGGCUGUGAUGACGUAGGUUCUGGGUAGGGUUAACAAGGGGCGUUUUGUAUAGAUGGUGCGGCUUGGCUAUUGACAGUACGAAUCAAGCGAGUAAAAAUAGACAAAUAGAAACAAGAUGAAGUAAAUUGAUUUAAGUUUCAAAAUGAUCUUUAUUUCCAGACUAAACAAAGUGGAAACAAUCGCUGGCAAGGUUCAUUGCUCGUCUU
Molecule: messenger RNA, 2794 nt
Organism: [Torrubiella] hemipterigena
Lineage: Eukaryota; Fungi; Ascomycota; Sordariomycetes; Hypocreales; Clavicipitaceae
Source: the annotation of a GenBank genome assembly